This is a messenger RNA of Colletes gigas, 15103 nucleotides long. It is a transcript of the gene Dhc64C, whose product is annotated as dynein heavy chain, cytoplasmic. Gene Ontology annotation, cellular component: dynein complex. Lineage: Eukaryota; Metazoa; Arthropoda; Insecta; Hymenoptera; Colletidae. The coding region runs from base 406 to 14391 and encodes 4661 amino acids. The transcript has 22 exons. Gene Ontology annotation, biological process: microtubule-based movement. Gene Ontology annotation, molecular function: dynein light intermediate chain binding; ATP binding; ATP hydrolysis activity. The record is from RefSeq and is a predicted model, not a curated record.
UACUUAAAGUGACGUUUCUAUCGUGCAAAUGCGAAAACCAUCCUAUAAUAAUAAUAGCAGUCACCUGUGAGGACUCAGCCCGGAAAUAUAUCCCCAAUCAAACGUAAAUUUCAUAACUACGCACGAUCGACGACUGUUCCUGUUUGGUGGAAAUGUCAUUGAAAAAGUAGACGCGAAAUUCUUGCAAUUCUGGCCCCGAUCGAAGCGAACAUGAAAACGGGCCAAAGCGAUGGGUAAGAAAAUGGCGGUAUCGUUAGAAAAUCGUUACAGCUUGUAAGUACUUCUGUGCUGUAGUCUAUGCCUACUACAGUUCGUCAUCACUCGUGUGACAGUUCAUCCUGGAGCGGGGGUCGACCGAUCACCCGCUCAAGAUUUUAAAGAUUUUGCGAUACCGAUUGCCGCGGGAUGGGUGACUCCUUGGACGGCUCCGGGGAACCGUCCCCGGAGUCUCAGAUUGUUACGGUCGUGGGUUAUUGGGAGUUUGCUAAUUAUUUAAAAAAGGUCGUGAUGGUACUUCUGCCCGACGAAGAUGUGGUACCACCCGCGUUCGUUUCUGCUCUCGACGACAAGAACAAUCAGGAGUACGUGAAAAAAUUUUUGAACGACUCACAGGUGUGGGCGCUUUACAUACAAAGGAAUUCCAGUAAAGAGGAAGACAGCAAUGAAGCAGACGAAGAGAAAGAAAAUUGUGUUUUCUAUAUAUCGAACGAGAUACAUUUUACUAAUCCUAAAAUGGCCUCCUUAGUUAUAACAAAGCGUGGAGCUAUAGUCGAAGCCGAUAAGACUAUCCAUUCGCAAUUGCGUCUAGUAACGUUCUCGGACGGACCGCCUUACGAAACUUUGCACGCUAUAAGCAAAACUAUGGCUCCGUAUUUUAAGAGCUACGUGAAGGAAACAGGUCGUGCGGACCGAGACGGUGAUAAAAUGGCACCAACCGUGGAAAAGAAGAUAGCAGAACUCGAAAUGGGUUUGUUGCAUUUACAACAGAACAUAGAUAUUCCUGAAAUUUCGCUGCAAAUUCAUCCAGUCGUUGCACAAGUGAUUAAACAAUGCGCCGAAGAGAAUCGCAAGCCUAAAGUUGCUGAUUUUGGCGAUAAGGUUGAAGAUUCAACAUUCCUGAACCAGUUGCAGAAUGGUGUCAAUAGAUGGAUAAAGGAAAUUCAAAAGGUCACCAAAUUAAAUCGUGAUCCAGAGUCGGGCACUGCUCUUCAAGAAAUUUCAUUCUGGUUAAAUCUGGAGAGAGCGUUGCACCGGAUACAAGAGAAACGAGAGAGUAUAGAAAUAUCUUUGACUCUGGAUAUACUCAAGCAUGGAAAGAGAUUCCAUGCGACGGUUAGUUUUGAUACGGACACUGGGUUGCAACAAGCUCUGGCUACAGUCAACGAUUACAAUCCAUUGAUGAAGGACUUCCCAAUUAACGAUUUACUAUCGGCAACGGAACUUGAAAGAAUACGGAUCAGUAUUCAGCAAAUUUUUAUGCAUAUACGGAAAAUUAGAAGCACAAAGUACCCUACUCAGAGAGCACUGAGGCUGAUAGAAGCCAUCUCCAGAGAUCUAGGGCAACAACUCCUCAAAGUGUUGGGCACAAGAAGAUUAAUGCACAUUCCAUUCGACGAGUUCGAGAAAGUUAUGGGACAGUGUUUCGAAGUAUUCAACGCGUGGGACGACGAGUACGAAAAAUUAACGGGAUUAUUGAGAGACCUUAUAAAGAAGAAACGCGACGAACAUAUGAAAAUGGUAUGGAGGAUCACGCCUAUGCACAAGAAGUUGGAAGCCAGAAUGGAACAUAUGCGACAGUUCCGUCGACAGCACGAACAACUCAGGACAGUUAUUGUUCGCGUACUUAGACCCACAGUACUUCAGAGUAAUAAUACCGCCACGUUGGAGAAUCCUGAUAACGAUAAAGCCGAGUUUGCUUUGGACGCGGCGGACGCAAAUGCCAUCAGCGAAGUAAAUUUAGCGUACGAGAACGUGAAAGAGAUCGACUGCCUCGAUAUUACCAAAGAGGGUCUUGAAUCCUGGAAAGCUGCUGUACAUAGGUACGAGGAACGCAUAGAAAGAGUCGAAGCAAGGAUCACAGCACACCUGAGAGAUCAAUUGGGUAUCGCGAAAAAUGCAAACGAAAUGUUUCGUAUCUUCUCGCGUUUCAACGCGCUCUUCGUGAGACCGCACAUUCGAGGCGCCAUUAGAGAAUACCAGACACAAUUGAUACAGAGAGUAAAAGACGAUAUCGAAGCUCUGCACGAAAAGUUUAAGGUUCAAUAUGCACAAAGCAAAUGUUGUAAAAUGAGCAUAGUCAGAGACUUGCCUCCUGUCGCUGGAUCCAUUAUCUGGGUUAAACAAAUAGAUUACCAGCUCACGAUGUACUUAAAACGGGUUGAGGAUGUAUUAGGUAAAGGAUGGGAGAGUCACAUCGAAGGGCAAAAGUUGAAGGCGGAUGGUGACAGCUUUCGCAUGAAACUGUCUACUCUGGAAAUAUUUAACGAGUGGGCGCGGAAAGUGCAACAAAGGAACCUCGGCGUUACCGGGAGAAUUUUUACAAUAGACAAUGUACGAUCGCGUACGGGACGCGGGAACGUGUUGAAAUUGAAAGUGAAUUUCCUUCCUGAAAUUAUCACGUUAUCGAAGGAAGUGAGAAACUUGAGGAAUCUCGGUUUCCGUGUACCGUUACCUAUUGUUAAUAAAGCGCAUCAGGCCAAUCAACUGUACCCGUUCGCGAUCAGCCUGAUCGACAGCAUCAGAACAUACGAGAGAACUCUCGAGAAGCUUACCAAUUGGAGUCCCCACUGCUCCGCAUUGAAGAUCGAAGACAAGGCCAGUAUCGUGCCUUUGGUCGCUGGGAUGCGCAACGACGUUCUGUCGCUUAUUUCCGAGGGAAUCGCUCUCAUCUGGGAAAGUUAUAAGUUGGAUCAGUACGUGCAACGUCUAUCAGAUGUCGUCGUCUCGUUCCAAGAAAAAGUGGAAGACCUGGUGGUGGUCGAGGAACAACUGGACGUGGACGUUCGUUCCCUCGAAACAUGUCCAUACUCGGCAAACACCUUCGCCGACAUACUUUCAAAAAUACAAAAGGCUGUGGACGAGCUGUCCUUAAAGAACUACUCCAACUUGAAUAUCUGGGUAGCCAGACUCGACGAGGAGGUAGAAAAGAAUUUAGCCGCCAGAUUGGAAGCUGGAAUAAAGGCGUGGACCGACGCUCUUACCGGUCAGAAGAAAGAAGUUGAUCUUAGUAUGGACACCGAUGCACCGUCUCAGCCAACGCACAAACCUGGCGGCGACCCAAAGAUUCAGAAUCAGAUUCACGAAGUUCGCAUAACGAACCAGACCAUGUACUUGUAUCCGAGCAUAGAGGACGCUAGGUUCCAAAUAAUGCAACAGCUGUUCGCGUGGCAGGCGAUCGUCACCUCGCAAAUGCGUCUCCAAAGCUCGAGGUAUCAAGUAGGUCUGGAUAAACCAGAGUCUGGCACCUACAGGAACCUUCUCACGAAAUUGCCCGCUGGUAAACAACCUCUGGAGGCAGCCUACAACGCGGUCGAGUCCAAAAUGAGGGACGUGGCCGAUUACGUGGACCAGUGGUUGCGUUACCAGGCGCUCUGGGACCUGCAGCCGGAUAAUUUGUACGGCAAACUGGGCGAGAACAUAAACUUGUGGAUGAAAUGCUUGAACGACAUCAAGAAAACUAGAACCACCUUCGACACGUCCGACACCAGACGCGAAUUCGGCCCUGUUAUAAUCGGUUACGCGAAGGUGCAAAGCAAGGUAUCCUUGAAGUACGAUUCGUGGCACAAAGAGACGUUGGGUAAGUUUGGUACUCUACUUGGGAAUGAGAUGUCGAGCUUCCAUUCGCAAGUAUCGAAGUCCAGAAGCGAUUUGGAGCAACAGUCCAUCGAGGCUGCCAGCACAUCAGAUGCAGUUGGGCUGAUAACUUAUGUGCAAUCUUUGAAACGUAAGAUGAAAGCGUGGGAGAAGCAAGUGGACGUGUACCGCGAGGGUCAGAGGAUAUUGGAACGCCAGAGGUUCCAGUUCCCGUCCUCGUGGCUGCACGUGGACAACAUCGAGGGCGAGUGGGGAGCAUUUAACGAGAUACUGAAGAGAAAGGACACGAGCAUACAAACGCAAGUAGCCUCGUUGCAAAUGAAGAUCGUCGCGGAGGACAAGGCGGUCGAGAUAAGGACCUCCGACUUCCUGAGCGACUGGGAAAGAGGCAAACCAGUCGAGGGUCAUCUGCGCCCGGACGACGCGUUGCAACAGCUGCAGCUCUUUGAAAGUAAAUUCGCUAGGUUGAAAGAGGAGAGGGACAACGUGGCGAAGGCUAAAGAAGCUUUGGAGUUGCAAGAACCGGGAGGAGUAUCCACCAGCGAGGAUAGGAUGCAAGUGGUGUUCGAGGAGCUUCAAGACUUGAGAGGCGUUUGGUCAGAACUGUCAAAGAUAUGGUCUCAGAUCGACGAGACCCGCGAGAAGCCUUGGCUGUCCGUUCAGCCGAGGAAAUUACGUCAACAAUUGGACACGAUGAUGGCGCAGUUGAAGGAACUACCCGCCAGACUCAGACAGUACUCUUCAUAUGAAUACGUUAAGAAGAUGCUGCAAAGUUACACGAAAGUCAACAUGUUGAUAGUCGAAUUGAAGUCCGACGCUUUGAAGGAGAGACACUGGAAGCAACUGACGAAGCAGCUUCGAGUCAACUGGGUGCUGAGCGAGCUUACCCUCGGCCAAGUCUGGGACGUGAACCUGCAGAAGAACGAAGGAAUAGUCAAAGACAUCAUCCUCGUGGCGCAGGGUGAAAUGGCGCUGGAAGAGUUCUUGAAACAGGUCCGCGAGUCCUGGCAAACGUACGAACUGGAUCUGAUAAAUUACCAAAAUAAAUGUAAGUUGAUUCGCGGUUGGGACGACCUCUUUAACAAGGUCAAAGAGCACAUCAAUUCGGUGGCUGCGAUGAAGCUGUCGCCCUACUACAAAGUCUUCGAGGAGGAGGCGUUGACUUGGGAAGAGAAACUGAACAGAAUCAACGCGUUGUUCGACGUCUGGAUAGAUGUACAAAGACGUUGGGUGUACUUGGAGGGUAUCUUCUCGAGCAGUGCAGACAUCAAAACGCUGUUACCCGUUGAAACGUCUCGUUUCCAGAGCAUCAGCUCCGAGUUUCUAGGUCUGAUGAAGAAAGUGUCGAAAUCCCCUAUGGUCAUGGACGUUCUGAACAUUCCUGGCGUGCAGAGGGCGCUGGAACGUUUGGCUGACUUGCUUGGCAAAAUACAGAAAGCUUUGGGAGAGUAUCUGGAGAGAGAACGUACCUCGUUCCCGCGGUUCUAUUUCGUGGGAGACGAGGACCUGCUGGAAAUCAUUGGCAACAGUAAGAACAUCGCCAGGCUGCAGAAGCACUUCAAGAAGAUGUUUGCAGGCAUAGCAGCUAUUCUCCUGAGCGAGGACAACACCAUUAUUACAGGCAUAGUGUCCCGCGAGGGGGAGGAAGUACUGUUCCAGAAUCCAGUGUCUACCGUGGACUAUCCCAAGAUCAACGAAUGGCUGACCCUCGUCGAGAAAGAGAUGAGAGUCACCCUGGCGUCGAGUUUGGCAAGAGCAGUACAGGACAUCAAGCAGUUCAAAGACGGUAACAUCAAUCCACAGGCGUUCAUGACAUGGUGCGACUACUACCAGGCACAGAUCAUCGUCCUGGCUGCUCAGAUCUUGUGGUCGGAGGAUGUCGAGGCGGCUCUGCACGAAUCCCAAAACGAUCCAAGCAAGAACCCCUUGGAAAGAGUGCUGUUGCAAGUGGAGGGCACGUUGAACGUUCUGGCGGACUCUGUCCUCCAAGAGCAGCCUGCUUUGAGGCGAAAGAAGCUGGAGCAUUUGAUCAACGAGUUCGUGCACAAGCGCACAGUGACCAGAAGAUUGAUCGCUAACAACGUCUCCAAUCCAAAGGCGUUCGAAUGGCUGUGUGAAAUGAGAUUCUACUUUGACCCUAGGCAGACCGAGGUUCUCCAACAGCUCACCAUACACAUGGCGAACGCCAAGUUCUUUUACGGGUUCGAGUACUUGGGGGUGCAAGACAGGUUGGUGCAGACACCUUUGACGGACAGGUGUUACCUGACGAUGACCCAGGCUUUGGAGGCUCGUCUAGGUGGCUCUCCGUUUGGACCAGCCGGAACAGGAAAGACAGAGUCGGUGAAAGCGUUGGGCCAUCAGCUUGGAAGGUUCGUGUUGGUGUUCAAUUGCGACGAGACCUUCGACUUCCAGGCCAUGGGUCGCAUCUUCGUUGGUCUCUGCCAGGUCGGUGCGUGGGGUUGCUUCGACGAGUUCAAUCGUUUGGAGGAGCGUAUGCUCUCCGCUGUCUCUCAGCAAGUGCAGACCAUUCAGGAGGCAUUGAAGAGCCAGAUGGAGGGGAAGAAGGAAGGAAUGCUCUGCGUGGAGUUGGUUGGCAAGCAAGUGAAAGUCUCCACGGACAUGGCGAUCUUCAUCACCAUGAAUCCAGGCUACGCUGGACGAUCCAAUCUUCCCGACAACCUGAAGAAACUCUUCAGGUCGUUGGCCAUGACCACGCCGGAUAGACAGUUGAUCGCUGAGGUGAUGCUCUUCAGCCAAGGAUUUAGGUCUGCUGAGAAACUGGCGUGCAAGAUUGUACCAUUCUUCAAGCUGUGCGACGAGCAACUGUCUGAUCAGUCCCAUUACGAUUUUGGUCUUCGAGCUCUGAAGUCAGUGCUCAUUUCCGCCGGAAAUGUCAAACGUGACCGCAUCCAGAAGAUCAAGGAAGGCAUGCAGAAUCGCGGCAAGACGAACAUCGACGAGGCCUCGAUCGCUGAGAACUUGCCCGAGCAAGAGAUCCUCAUCCAAUCCGUUUGCGAGACAAUGGUGCCAAAGUUGGUCGCUGAAGAUAUUCCACUACUGUUCAGUUUGCUGAACGAUGUGUUCCCCAAUGUAAAUUACACGCGUGCAGAGAUGAAAGGAUUGAAAGAUCAGAUCAGAAAGGUGUGCAUGGAGGAGUAUCUGGUGUGUGGCGAGGGCGACGAGCAAGGAGGAGCUUGGCAAGAAAAGGAUAUGAUCGGUGAGACCUGGCUAGGAAAGGUACUGCAACUCUAUCAAAUCUGCAACCUGAACCAUGGACUGAUGAUGGUGGGGCCCAGCGGUUCUGGUAAAACAAUGGCGUGGAAGGUGCUCCUGAAAGCUCUGGAGAGAUUCGAAGGAGUGGAAGGCGUUGCACACGUCAUUGAUCCAAAAGCAAUCAGCAAAGAGACGUUGUAUGGUGUGCUGGAUCCAAAUACCCGCGAGUGGACCGACGGUCUCUUCACGCACAUCCUCCGUAAGAUCAUCGACAACGUGAGAGGAGAGAUCAACAAGAGACAGUGGAUCAUAUUCGACGGGGACGUUGAUCCCGAAUGGGUGGAGAAUCUGAACUCCGUGCUGGACGACAACAAACUGCUCACUUUGCCAAACGGCGAACGUCUGAGUCUACCGCCAAACGUGAGGGUCAUGUUCGAGGUGCAGGAUCUGAAGUACGCCACGUUGGCCACCGUUUCUCGUUGCGGUAUGGUUUGGUUCUCCGAGGACGUGCUGUCCACGGAGAUGAUAUUCGAGAACUACAUGCUACGUUUGCGUCACAUCCCGCUGGAGGACGGCGAGGAAGACAAUCUGAGCAAAAAGGCAUCUGAGAAGGAGGACACGGUGUCACCAGCGUUGUCCGUGCAGAGGGAAGUCGCCAGCAUCUUGCAGAGCUACUUUGCUCCCGAUGGCUUGGUAGUGAGAUGCUUGGAGUACGCCAUGAAGCAGGAACACAUAAUGGACUUCACUCGUUUGCGUGCACUGAGCUCCCUGUUCUCCAUGCUGAACCAAUCUGUACGCAACGUUCUUCAGUACAAUCACUCUCACACUGACUUCCCCUUGCCCAGCGAGCAGCUGGAGCGUUACAUGCCAAAGUGUCUGGUGUACGCUCUGCUGUGGAGCUUCGCUGGCGACGCGAAAUUGAAGGUCAGAUCCGAUUCCGGAGACUUCGUCAGGUCCAUCACUACCGUGCCUCUACCGACGCAGAGUAACAUUCCUAUCAUAGACUUCGAAGUCAGCAUUCACGGCGAAUGGUUGCCUUGGAGCAACAAGGUACCUCAGAUCGAAGUGGAAACGCACAAGGUAGCUAGUCCAGACAUCGUCGUACCCACUCUGGACACCGUCAGGCACGAGAGUCUGCUGUACACGUGGUUGGCGGAGCACAAACCAAUAGUGCUUUGUGGACCACCUGGGUCCGGUAAAACCAUGACUCUCUUCUCCGCCUUGCGAGCACUGCCCGACAUGGAAGUCGUUGGCCUCAACUUCUCGUCAGCCACCACUCCCGAGCUGCUGCUCAAGACCUUCGAUCACUAUUGCGAGUACCGUAAAACACCAAACGGCGUUGUACUGUCCCCGGUGCAGCUGGGCAAAUGGCUAGUCCUGUUCUGCGACGAGAUCAAUCUACCUGACAUGGAUAACUACGGAACGCAACGCGUGAUCUCGUUCCUGAGACAGUUGGUAGAACACAGAGGUUUCUACAGAACCAGCGACCAGGCGUGGGUCACUCUGGAAAGGAUCCAGUUCGUCGGUGCUUGCAAUCCUCCGACAGACCCUGGCAGAAAACCCCUAAGUCACAGAUUCCUACGACACGUUCCAGUCAUCUACGUCGACUAUCCGGGAGAGACGUCCUUGAAACAGAUCUAUGGAACGUUUACUCGCGCUAUGCUCAGAUUAACUCCUUCGUUGAGGGGCUAUGCAGAACCGUUGACGAACGCCAUGGUGGAGUUCUACCUGGCGUCCCAGGAAAGAUUCACUCAAGACAUGCAACCGCACUACGUCUAUUCCCCGCGUGAGAUGACCAGAUGGGUACGCGGGAUCUGCGAAGCCAUCAGGCCUCUCGACAACCUGUCGGUGGAGGGUUUGGUGCGCUUGUGGGCCCACGAGGCCCUUCGACUCUUCCAAGACAGACUGGUGGAGGAUACAGAAAGAGCCUGGACCAAUAAAAACAUAGACACCGUCGCCAUGAAGCACUUCCUGGGUGUAGACAGGGAGAGAGCGUUGGCCAGGCCCAUCUUGUACAGCAACUGGCUAUCCAAGGACUAUGUACCAGUCAAUAGGCAAGAGCUACGAGAUUACGUUAGGGCAAGGCUGAAAGUAUUCUACGAAGAAGAGCUAGACGUGCCUUUGGUGCUCUUCGACGAGGUUCUCGAACACGUUCUUCGAAUUGACAGAAUUUUCCGUCAGCCUCAGGGACACUUAUUGCUAAUUGGUGUCUCUGGCGCUGGUAAGACAACUCUGUCCAGAUUUGUUGCGUGGAUGAACGGUUUGUCCAUAUUCCAAAUAAAGGUGCACAAUAAAUAUACCGGCGAAGAUUUCGAUGAAGAUUUGCGCCAAGUGCUGAGACGUUCCGGUUGCAAGGAUGAGAAGAUAGCAUUCAUUCUCGAUGAGUCCAACGUGCUGGAUUCUGGCUUCCUGGAGCGAAUGAACACGCUGCUCGCUAACGGAGAGGUGCCUGGUCUCUUCGAAGGUGACGAGUAUACAACCUUGAUGACACAGUGUAAGGAGGGCGCUCAGCGCGAGGGUCUCAUGCUGGAUUCCAACGAGGAGCUGUACAAAUGGUUCACCGGUCAAGUCAUGAAGAACUUGCACGUGGUGUUCACGAUGAAUCCAAGCACGGAUGGCCUCAAAGACCGCGCCGCGACCUCGCCCGCGUUGUUCAACCGGUGCGUGUUGAACUGGUUCGGCGACUGGUCGGACGACGCGUUCUUCCAAGUCGGCAAGGAGUUCACCAGCCGCGUGGACCUUGAGAGACCCACCUGGAAGUGUCCAGACUUCUUCCCGUCCGUCUGCUCGCUGAUCCCCUCUGUACCAUCGCACAGAGACGCGGUCAUAAACGCCUGCGUCUACGUCCACCAGACUUUGCACAAGGCAAACGCUAGGCUGGUGAAACGGGGCAGCAGAACCAUGGCGAUCACGCCUCGCCACUACCUGGACUUCAUCAAUCACUUCGUGAAACUCUACCAGGAGAAGAGGAGCGACCUGGAGGAGCAACAGCUGCACCUGAACGUCGGUCUGAGCAAGAUUGCUGAAACGGUGGAGCAGGUGGAGGAGAUGCAGAAGAGCUUGGCUAUAAAGUCUCAGGAGUUGCACGCGAAGAACGAGGCCGCGAAUGCAAAAUUGCGACAGAUGGUGAAGGACCAGCAGGAGGCGGAGAAGAAGAAGGUGCAGAGCCAGGAGAUUCAGCAGCAGUUGGCUAUACAGACGGUGGCCAUCAACCAAAAGAGGGACGACGUUGUGGUUGACCUGGCGCAGGUCGAGCCAGCCGUGAUCGACGCCCAGAAUGCGGUGAAAUCGAUAAAGAAACAGCAUUUAGUCGAAGUACGGUCCAUGGCGAAUCCGCCGGCGACCGUGAAGGUCGCGUUGGAGUCUAUCUGCUUAUUGCUCGGUGAGAAUGCCAGUGACUGGAAAUCUAUCCGCGCUGUCAUCAUGAGGGACAAUUUUAUCAAUACUAUUGUCUCUAAUUUCAGUACAGAGGCCAUUACCGACGAGGUGAGGGAGAAAAUGAAGAGUCGCUAUCUGAGCAAUCCCGACUACAACUUUGAGAAAGUGAAUCGAGCCAGCUUGGCUUGUGGACCGCUGGUUAAAUGGGCCACCGCGCAGAUCGAGUAUGCGGACAUGUUGAAACGAGUAGAACCCCUGAGGGACGAGCUCCAUUCGUUGGAACGUCAGGCUGAAACAAACAUGCAGAAAGGCGAGGAAGUGAAGAAUUUGAUCGCCCAAUUGGAACAGAGCAUAGCCUCCUACAAGGAAGAAUACGCUCAAUUAAUCUCUCAAGCUCAAGCCAUCAAAGCUGACUUGGAGAGCGUGCAAGCCAAAGUAGAUCGCUCUAUUGCUUUGCUGAAAUCCUUGGGAAUCGAAAGGGAACGAUGGGAAGCAACGAGCGAGACAUUCAAGAGUCAAAUGUCUACAAUAAUAGGAGAUGUUCUCCUAUCAUCCGCCUUCCUAGCCUAUGCUGGAUACUUCGACCAACACUACCGACAAAAUCUAUUCAGUACCUGGUGCCAACAUCUGCAAUACGCGAAUCUCCAUUUCCGACCUGACAUAGCAAGAACAGAGUACCUCUCGAAUCCUGAUGAACGUCUGAGGUGGCAGGCGAACGCCUUGCCAACGGACGACCUCUGCACAGAGAAUGCCAUCAUGCUGAAACGCUUCAACAGAUACCCACUGAUCAUCGACCCAUCCGGUCAAGCGACAGAGUUCAUAAUGAACGAGUUCAAGGACCGAAAGAUCACGAAAACGAGCUUCUUGGACGACUCCUUCAGGAAGAAUCUCGAGAGCGCUCUGCGCUUUGGUAAUCCUCUGUUGGUGCAAGACGUAGAAAACUACGACCCGAUACUGAACCCUGUCCUGAACAGAGAACUGAGAAGAACAGGUGGACGUGUACUGAUCACCCUCGGUGACCAGGACAUCGACCUUUCACCGUCCUUCGUCAUCUUCUUGUCCACCAGAGAUCCCACCGUGGAGUUCCCGCCAGACAUCUGCUCGCGUGUCACCUUUGUAAACUUCACCGUCACCAGAAGCUCCCUGCAGAGCCAGUGUUUGAACCAAGUCCUGAAAGCAGAGCGCCCGGACAUCGACGAGAAGAGGUCCGACCUGUUGAAACUGCAAGGCGAGUUCCACCUGCGGCUACGGCAGCUCGAGAAGUCUUUGCUGCAGGCGCUGAACGACGCCAAGGGGAAGAUCCUCGACGACGAUUCCGUGAUCACCACCCUGGAAACGUUGAAACAGGAGGCUGCAGACAUCAGCAAGAAGGUGGAGGAGACGGACAAAGUGAUAGCAGAGAUAGAAACAGUCUCACAACAGUACAUGCCCUUGUCACAAGCCUGCUCCAACAUGUACUUCACUAUGGACAGUCUGAAUCAAGUGCACUUCUUGUAUCAGUAUUCUCUGAACAUGUUCUUGGACGUGUUCACAUCCGUGUUGUCUCAGAACCCAAGGCUGUCCAAUAUAUCAGACUACACGCAGAGGCUGUCGGUGAUCAUCAGCGACCUGUUCUCCGCCUGUUACGAGCGCGUAGCGCGCGGGAUGCUGCACACCGAUAGGCUAACAUUUGCACUGCUAUUGUGCAGAAUACAUUUGAAGGGUAUCGCCACGGAGUCCACGUACGACAGCGAGUUCACGUUCUUCUUACGGGGCAAGGAAGGUGUCCUGAACAUCCGGGGACCCCUCGCGCCCAAUCUGAGCUCUGAGCAACAGGAAGCCAUGAUGAGGUUGAGCCUCAGGCUACCAGCCUUCAAGAAACUGGCGGAGAAGAUACAAGAGAACGCUGAAUUUAACUCGUGGCUGCAAUCGCCGACCCCUGAGACCUGUGUGCCAAAACUGUGGAACGAGGAGAAGCCGUUGACACCGACUGGGACAGCUAUGCACCAGCUGUUGAUCAUCCAAGCGUUCCGACCGGAUCGCGUGAUAGCUGCUGCGACGCUGGUGGUCACGUCCGCCCUGGGUGAAUCCUUCAUGGCUGCUGCAGAGGCGGAACUCGACUUUGCGUCUGUGGUUGAUAACGAAUUGAAGGCCACGGUGCCUGCCUUGCUGUGCUCAGUGCCUGGCUUCGACGCGUCGGGUAGAGUAGACGAUCUGGCCGCUGAGUCGGGCAAGCAAAUAGCCAGCAUCGCCAUUGGGUCCACGGAAGGGUUCAACCAGGCCGACAGAGCUAUAAACAUGGCCGUCAAGGCUGGCAGAUGGGUGUUGCUGAAGAACGUGCACUUGGCCCCGCAGUGGCUGGUGCAGCUGGAGAAGAAGUUGCACAGUCUUCAGCCGCACGCCAGCUUCAGGCUGUUCUUGACCAUGGAGAUCAGUCCAAAGGUGCCGGUGAAUCUGCUCAGGGCUGGCAGAAUAUUCGUCUUCGAGCCACCGCCAGGCAUCAGAGCAAACCUAUUGAGGACCUUCAGCACCGUACCAGCGUCGAGGAUGAUGAAAGCGCCCAACGAGAGGGCCCGUCUCUACUUCCUGUUGGCCUGGUUCCACGCUAUCGUUCAGGAACGCCUUCGUUACGCUCCACUAGGCUGGGCCAAGCAUUACGAGUUCAACGAGAGCGACCUGAGAGUAGCGUGCGACACUCUGGACACCUGGAUAGAGACCACAGCUAUGGGCAGAACCAACUUGCCUCCGGAGAAGGUGCCCUGGGACGCUGUGGUCACGCUGCUCUCUCAGUGCAUAUACGGUGGGAAGAUCGACAACGACUUCGACCAACGUCUGCUGACGUCGUUCCUUAGAAAACUGUUCACACCCAGGUCCUUCGAGGCUGACUUUGCCCUAGUUGCUAAUAUAGACGCUUCGCAAGCGAGUCAGAGGAACAUCACCAUGCCAGAUGGCACCAGGCGCGAUCACUUCCUCAAGUGGAUCGAGUCGCUGUCUGACAGGCAAACACCUUCCUGGCUAGGUCUACCGAACAACGCGGAGAAAGUGCUGCUCACCACCAGAGGAACCGACUUGGUGUCGAAGUUGCUGAAGAUGCAGCAGCUGGAGGACGAGGACGAGUUGGCGUAUUCGAACGAAGAGUCACUGGACACGCCUACUAAGGCUGAAGCCGAUGGUCGACCCUCGUGGAUGAGGACGCUCAACAAUUCAGCCUCCACCUGGCUACAGUUGCUUCCCAAGAACCUGCCAACCCUGAAGAGAACCGUGGAGAAUAUAAAGGACCCUCUCUACCGCUACUUCGAGAGAGAGGUGAACAGUGGCGCCAAGUUGCUGCAAGAUGUGAUUCACGAUUUGGAGGACGUAGUCUUAAUUUGCCAGAGCAAGAAGAAGCAGACCAAUUAUCACAGAACCAUGUUGUCGGAAUUGGUGAAGGGCAUUUUACCUGGUCGCUGGAGACGCUAUACCGUACCGAGAGGUUGCACGGUGAUACAGUGGAUAACCGAUUUUAGUCAUAGAGUGUCUCAGUUGCAAGAGGUCUCGCGACUGGUGUCUCAAGGAGGAGCGAAAGAGAUCAAGAGUUUUCCCGUUUGGCUCGGUGGGCUGCUGAAUCCUGAAGCGUACAUCACGGCGACGAGACAAUGCAUAGCGCAGGCGAACAGUUGGUCGCUCGAGGAGCUUCAGUUGGACGUGACGAUUGGAGACUGUGAUAAUAUCGCGACCGACGACUGCUCGUUCGCCGUUACCGGUUUGAAGCUGCAAGGAGCACAGUGCAAGGACAAUCAGCUGUAUCUGACGUCCACCAUAAUGACCGACUUACCAGUUACCAUGUUAAGAUGGAUACGCUCAGCCACCGACGAAGUCCGCAAAGGCAAGCUCUCGUUGCCGGUUUACCUGAACAGCACGCGUACCGAGCUGCUGUUCACCGUCGAUUUAAACAUCGCUCCUAGUCAAGAUCCUCACAGUUUCUACGAGAGAGGAGUCGCCGUUCUUACAUCCACCGCUUUGAAUUAAUAUCUUUAAUACUAGUUAAUUGUAUUUGCCUCGCGGGAGCUAGUCUCCCGGAACCGUUUUAAUUCCGUAUCGAGAUGGGAUAUUUAAAAAAAAAGAAAUAACAUAACGAUGAAAUUACUUUGCAACGACUUAAUUAUCAUGUAUGAUUCGGGAAUGGGGAAAAUGGGCUACCACGAAGCUACUCUCCGCAUAUAGUGUAAGGAUUUCAUGGAGAUAUUUAUUUGUCUGUCCUUUUUUUUUUUUUUUUUUCUAAUAAUUAUUUAUGACCUAACCAUUUAAGGAAUACCGAUUUUUCAUUCGAUAUAGAAUAGUAGUAUGUUUCGUCGAUGCUAGCUCGCGCAACUUUGCAUUAAAUCCUUCGUGGAGAGACGUUUGCCCAUUACUCGUGACGUAAUAAGUAAAAUAUACGUAUGGUAAAGAAUAUUAUUUAAACGCAUCAAGAGGGUUAUCUUUCUGCACAUUUUGUAAGCGUGUAAUGAAACGAAAAUGCUCUGUACGGCGAUUUUAGCAUAAUCGAUGAAAGUGCAUGACAUCCGUGUAAGGGUCGUCGUUUCGAUAACGAGGUUGUAAUAUACAUAGUUUAUUUAGUUUUAUAUACGUUCGAAACUGAAAGACCGCUUUCUGUAACAAAGAUACGUUGCGUUCGCUUAUGUGUAAGUACCAAGGUACUGUAGAAUUUAUAUUAUUUGAAUGGCAUCUAAUAAAUAAUUUA